Molecule: messenger RNA, 4008 nt
Organism: Lutzomyia longipalpis
Lineage: Eukaryota; Metazoa; Arthropoda; Insecta; Diptera; Psychodidae
Gene: LManII
Product: lysosomal alpha-mannosidase
Exons: 6
Coding region: 230-3502 (1090 amino acids)
Biological process (GO): mannose metabolic process
Cellular component (GO): lysosome
Molecular function (GO): carbohydrate binding; alpha-mannosidase activity
Source: RefSeq, a predicted model, not a curated record
UGUGAUGAUCAUCUGUGAGAGACUCCACAUCCACUGGCUUUGGGAGUCAAUUGUGUCAACAAAGCACUUUAAUUACGUUCCGCUGCGGCGACAAGCUGCAGAGCUCAUCUUUAGUUGUCGCUGAUCACUCCGACUGGACGGACGACUUGGAAGUGCUCUGUUGGGAAAUUCAGAAAAAAAGGAAAAUUUUUGUGUGCGUGUGUUUGGUGAGUUUUGAAAAGGAUUCGCCAUGCGCUUUAUCCUUUACCUCUGCCUCGUCCUGGCAAUCUUUGGUGCCAUUGAGUGUCGUCCUAAGGCAAGACGUGAUCGAAUUCUCUCAAAACUUCGCUCUCGAUCACCCCCCAAGUGCGGCUAUGAGAGUUGCCCGAAACUCGAUCCCAAUCGGAUCAAUGUCCACAUAGUCCCUCACACACAUGACGACGUGGGAUGGCUCAAGACGGUGGAUCAAUACUACUACGGCAGUCGGACGUUGAUCCAGAAGGCUGGUGUCCAGUACAUUCUGGAUUCAGUCAUUCAAGCCCUCCUUGCCGAUCCUCAGCGCCGUUUCAUCUACGUCGAGUCGGCCUUCUUCUUCAAAUGGUGGAAGGAACAGACCCCCGAACUCCGUGAGCAAGUGCGACAGCUCGUUGAGGAGGGUCGUUUGGAGUUUAUCGGUGGUGCAUGGAGUAUGAAUGAUGAGGCCACCGUGCACUACCAAUCAGUCAUCGAUCAAUUUACUUAUGGAUUGAGACUCCUCAAUGACACCUUUGGCAAAUGCGCAAGACCACGUGUAGGCUGGCAGAUUGAUCCAUUUGGCCACACGCGCGAAAUGGCAUCUCUCUUCGCACAGAUGGGUUACGAUGGGAUGUUCUUCGGUCGUUUGGACUAUCAAGAUAAAACGCAUCGUUUGGAAAAGAGCGAAGCGGAAAUGAUUUGGCGAGGAAGCGCCAAUCUCGGAGAGGCUGCUGAUCUCUUUACUGGUGUCCUCUUCAACAAUUACGGUCCCCCACCGGGAUUCUGCUUCGAUAUCCUCUGUUCUGAUGAACCAAUGAUCGAUGAUCGUCGUAGCCGGGACUACAACAUUGAUUCAAAGCUUAUAGCCUUUGAGUCCUACUUGAACAAAAUGCGAUGGAAGUAUCGCACAAAUAAUCUCAUCCUCACAAUGGGUGAAGACUUCAACUACCAAGAUGCCAAUAUGUGGUUCAAGAAUCUCGAUAAGUUGAUUAAAUACGGUAAUGAAGCUCAGAAGAAUGGGUCAAACUUCAAUUUGGUGUACUCAACGCCUAGUUGUUACCUGAAAUCUCUUCAUGAUGCUCAGAUAGCUUGGCCAACAAAGACUGAUGACUUUAUCCCAUAUGCCUCUGAUCCUCAUGCCUUCUGGACGGGUUACUUCACGUCAAAACCCGCUCUGAAGCGCUUGGAGAGGAUGGGAAAUAGUUUCCUACAAAUCUGCAAGCAGCUGACGUCGCUUGCUCCGAAAAAAGAAGACAAAUCCCUUCGUGUUCAUCUGGACUACUUGAGUGAAGUUAUGGGUGUGCUGCAACAUCAUGACGCCAUUACGGGAACAUCAAAAGAGCACGUUACCCAAGACUACACAGUUCAGAUCUAUUCAGCCCUCAAAGCUUGCUCAUACUCAGCCAAGAUUGUACUGAAUCAGCUUACACGCCGUCAAACAAAUACGGAUAAACCCCCAGAGAAUGAACAUGGCUCUGCACGCUACAAGGAUGAAGCAACGUCUCCAGAGCCACUCUUCACGUUUGACUUUGAUUCCUGCCUCCUACUAAAUGUUUCUGCUUGCGAAAUUUCCGAAACACGCGACAAGUUCAUGGUCACCGUCUACAAUGCUCUAGCUCACUCGGUCUUCCACUAUAUUCGUGUUCCCGUUGACGGAAGCUUUGAGUACGAAGUCACAGACUACAGAUCUGUUCCCAUUCCGCAUCAGAUCAUUUCCGUUCCACCGCAAGUAACUGCUCUGCAUCCCGAUAAGGCAGCAGGAUUUGAGCUUGUCUUCCUUGCCACUGAACUCCCGCCCAUUGGCUACAAGUCCUUCUUCAUUGUUCGCAAACCAGCUAGGAUGCUCAAUACUCCACGUGUACUCUUCAGAGAUAUCCCAGAGGUAGUCUUAGUGGCUAACAAUGCCCAGAUGAGUAGCGAUGAACCACAGAAACCUCCUCGCAAUAGCAAUGUUGUCUCAAUUGGAAAUAAGUACUUUAGCGUUGGAUUUGACUCCAAAGGCUUCCUGAGUAGCAUUUCCUUGGAAGACGGUUCGGAGCAUAAGCUCUCUCAGAACUUCUUCUACUACGAAGGAGCCGUGGGGGACAAUCGUGUGUUUAAGAAUAGGAGCUCAGGGGCCUAUAUCUUCCGUCCCAAUAGUACAGAGAGAUGGGUAACGGAUCAUGUUAACGUGAAAGUCAUCAAGGGGCCUGUUGUUGAAGAAGUACAUCAGACAUUCAACGACUGGAUCAGUCAGGUUGUGCGUAUCUAUCGAGAUUACAACUAUGUGGAAUUUGAAUGGCUUGUUGGGUCAAUUCCCGUUGAUGAUGGAGUUGGUAAGGAAGUUGUAUCGCGCUUCGUGAGUGACAUUCAGAGUUCCAAUGUCUUCUACACGGACUCCAAUGGACGGGAGAUGAUAAAGCGCGUACGAGAUCAUCGGGAAACGUGGAAUUUGCAACUACAGGAGGAAAUUGCUGGAAACUACUAUCCUGUUACGACGAAUAUUGCCAUUGAGGAUGGACAGAGGAGGUUGGCGAUUAUGAAUGAUCGAGCACAGGGUGGAAGUAGCCUGCAGGAUGGAGCACUGGAGCUUAUGGUUCAGCGACGUCUGUUGCACGAUGAUGCUUUUGGUGUUGCUGAAGCUCUCAAUCAAUCGUAUCCUGUUAGGGGUAAACAUUUCCUGAUCUUUGGUAAACUAGACGGCAGUGUUCCAUCAAUGGCAGCCAGGGAGAGGUUCCUUCAGGCUGAGAAACUCCUCUCACCAUGGCUCUUCUUCAGUGAUGUAACGUCUUUUGACUACGAAGACUGGCGCAAGACUUACAGUCAUCUCUGGUCUGGAGUAGCUCUUUCUCUGCCACAGAAUGUUAAACUCCUAACUCUGGAGCCAUGGAAGGAACUGAGUUUCCUUCUUCGUUUCGAACACAUUCUCGAGCAGAACGACGAUGCGGAGUACUCAAAGAGCGUCACUUUCAACUUUAAGGAUGUCUUUGGAGGUAUUUUCGAUAUAAAUAGUCUGGAAGAGAUGACUCUGGAUGGAAAUCAACUUCUCGAGGAGUCCGAAAAGACACGCUUCCGGUUCAAGCCUGAAUCAAAGGGUUUUGUCUUCACGAAUGAAAUUUUGAAGCGUAAACGUGAAACAGUAACGGAGACGCCACAAGUUAAGGGAGUUACGAUCAUCGACGAAGGAAAGCCUUCAGAGGAACCUGCCAAGGAGUUGCCUGAUGAUUCCGCCAAGUGGGACAUCACCAUUCAACCCAUGCAAAUCCGUACUUUCAUUUUGCAUGUUAAUCCUUCAAUUUACGACAAAUAAAUUCAAAUUGAGGGAGUAAAAGAGGAAAGCAGCUGGUUCAUAGUAAAUGGAGGAUUUUUUCUUGAGUUUAAAAAAAAUAGCAAAGAAAUGGGCAAGAAUAUCGAGCGCUACAUUGUAAAAAACGGUUAAAUCGAUUCGGAUCCCAUACAAAGUUAGCCGACUUAGCCGACUUAGCCGUUUUAACAAUGUAGCGCUCGAUAUUCUUGUAAAAACGGCUAAGUUGGUUCGGAUCCCAUACAAAGUUAGCCAACUUAGCCGUUUUUACAAUGUAGCCAUCGAUAUGUAGAAAAUAAAACAAGAAGAAUAAUUUUGAGAAUAAAAAAAAAUAGUUUCCAGCUGUUUCUUCUUUUUAUUCUGUACUGAAUAGCUUUUAGGCGAAUAAUAAAAAAAUCAUAAUGAAAAGAUAAAACUUCCGUGUGAGUGACUCUUCGAUGAUCUUUUUAUUUUUAAAUUAUAUUUUUUUAUACAAAAUAAUAACAUCCAAUAAAGAAUAUCCUCCAAUAUAA